This is a messenger RNA of Poeciliopsis prolifica (blackstripe livebearer), 1140 nucleotides long. Its product is annotated as Monoacylglycerol lipase ABHD12-like. The coding region runs from base 14 to 1069 and encodes 351 amino acids. The transcript has 13 exons. Gene Ontology annotation, biological process: monoacylglycerol catabolic process; phosphatidylserine catabolic process. Gene Ontology annotation, cellular component: endoplasmic reticulum membrane. Lineage: Eukaryota; Metazoa; Chordata; Actinopteri; Cyprinodontiformes; Poeciliidae. Gene Ontology annotation, molecular function: monoacylglycerol lipase activity; phosphatidylcholine lysophospholipase A1 activity. The record is from RefSeq and is a predicted model, not a curated record.
CUGCAGUUAAACGAUGAAAAGGAGAAACGUGAAACAAGACGAUUCGUCCCCCGACAGGAAGGACAGGAGGGCGGCUGGAGCAAAGAGGAGCAGUCACUCCCCCUGGUGGUUAAAACGGGGAUUCCUGGCUGCUGUUGCUGUCUGCAUCCUGGUGCCUGUCACAUAUAAAAUAAUCCCUACAUUGAUUCAGGACAUUAUUCACACCUACAGACUCAGCGUACCGUUCUUUGAGGAUCUGAGCCGGCCUGCCGAUUUCUCCCUCAAUCACACCAUCAACAUGUAUUUAACGUCAGAGGAGGGCAUUUCCCUGGGCGUAUGGCAUACAGUUCCUGAAAGUCGGUGGAAAGAAGCUCAGGGGAAAGACCUGCUGUGGUACCAGAACACAUUAAAUGAUGGAAAUCCGGUUUUUAUAUAUCUGCACGGAAACACAGGAUCAAGGGCAGCUCCACACCGAGUUGGAGUGGCAAAAUUACUGAGUGCGCUGGGUUACCAUGUGGUGGUGCCUGACUACAGAGGUUUUGGAGAUUCCACCGGUGAGCCGACUGAAUCCGGCCUGACUACAGAUGCUGUGCAUGUGUACAACUGGGUCAAAGCACGCAGCGGGGACAGCCUGGUGGUCAUCUGGGGUCACUCUCUUGGCAGUGGGGUGUCCUCUAACACUGCAGUCAAACUGCUUGAGGAAGGUAUUGUUUGUGAUGGUGUGAUCCUGGAGGGGGCAUUCAAUACUGAUCAGCAGCAAAUCCCAUAUAACAUUUUCACCUGGUAUUACUGGAGAAUUCCAGGCAUUAAGCGCUUGUUCAGUUUCCUGUGGGAAGGAAAAAUGCCUGUCUUUCCCACAGAACAUAAUUUGAAGAAAAUGAAAAGUCCGAUAUUGUUCCUUCAUUCAGAGGACGAUCACUUAGUUCCCAUUCAGAUUGCUCGUCAGAGCUAUGAGGUUGCUGCAAAGGCCCAAAGUAAAGACAGAGUCAAGCUUGUGACAUUUGACGGUUCUCUGGGGUAUCUACACAACGGCUUAUAUCGGGAUCCAAAGCUGCCUGGCAUCUUAAAGGAGUUUGUGAAGUCGUUGUAGCAUUGGAAACAGCACUGGGAACUUGGACAAAGAGUAACCUGAAUGCAACAUGAACCUAAAGUAUCUUUUAG